AUGAGCAGCCUGUGCACGGACCACGGGGCAGUGCCCACAGACAGUGACGCGCGCGCUAGGCCUGUGCCUUUGCGCGGGCAUGUGCGCAUGCACGGGGGUUCCGCUCUGACAGAAGUUUGUGAUCCGCAAGGACAGGAUCAGCCUCACGCAGCUGGACCGAGAGCCGACAUGUCUGCGGAGAAGAUCGAGAAGAGCCGCACCAUAGACUUGAGGAAAAAGCACAUUGGGCCUUCUUGCAAGAUCUUCUUCAGCCAUGACCCCAUCAAAAUAGUGCGAGCAAAGGGCCAGUACAUGUACGACGAGACCGGACAGCGCUACUUGGACUGCAUCAAUAAUGUAGCUCAUGUGGGACAUUGUCACCGUGACGUGGUGAGAGCCGGGGCGCUGCAGAUGGAGCAGCUCAACACAAACUCGCGCUUUCUCCACGACAACAUGGUGCUGUUCGCCGAGAAACUGCAAUCCACGCUGCCGGAGAAGCUGUCCGUCUGCUACUUUGUCAACUCUGGCUCCGAAGCCAAUGACCUGGCCCUGCGCCUCGCCCGCCAGUACACCGGCCACAGCGACGUCAUCACCCUGCAGAAUGCGUACCACGGCCACGUCUCAUCCCUCAUCGACAUCAGUCCGUACAAGUUCAACCAGGUGCCAGAGUACCAGAUGAACCCCUGUGUGCAUGUGGCUCCGAGUCCAGACGUGUACAGAGGGAAGUACAGGAGAGACCACCCGGACCCCGCCACAGCGUACGCAGACGACGUCCAAGACCUGAUCCACAAAGCUGAAGACAAAGGAAGAAAGAUCGCCGCCUUCAUAGCUGAGUCUCUGCAGAGCUGUGGUGGGCAGGUCAUUCCCCCCGUGGGCUACUUCCAAAAGGUUGCUGAGCGUGUGCGGAACGCUGGAGGGGUUUUCAUCGCCGACGAGGUCCAGGUCGGAUUUGGCCGAGUCGGGAGCCACUUUUGGGCCUUUCAGCUUCAAGGAGAGGAUUUUGUGCCGGACAUCGUGACUAUGGGGAAACCGAUUGGAAACGGACACCCUCUGUCCUGCGUGGUCACGACGAGAGAGGUGGCAGAGGCCUUCAUGAAAUCUGGAAUGGAAUAUUUUAAUACAUUUGGAGGUAACCCCGUGUCGUGUGCCAUCGGUCUGGCCGUGCUAGACGUGAUUGAGAAAGAGGAUCUCCAAGGCAAUGCGCUGCGUGUGGGGGGAUACCUGUGCAAAAUGCUGGAGGAACACAAGGAGAAACACCCACUGAUCGGAGAUAUCAGGGGCUGUGGUCUGUUUGUUGGUGUGGAGCUGGUGAGAGACCACUUCAAAUUAACCCCUGCUACAGCCGAAGCUCAGGAAGUCAUUUACAGGCUGAAAGAGCAGCAUAUCCUCCUGAGCGCAGACGGCCCUCAUCGAAAUGUCCUCAAGUUCAAGCCGCCUCUGUGCUUCACCAAGGAAGACGUAGACUUUGUGGUGGAAAAGAUUGACCAAAUUCUCACAGAACUUGAAGAAGAAUUAGGGAUGACAAGUAAUCUAAAUAUGAACAAUGAAGGGACUCAGAGAAAGAUAUUAGAUGAAAACCAGGAUCACAAGAAAGUCUACAGCAAAUACAAGAGCGAAUCUCCUCGCCUCAACGAACGGAUCAAAAUAUAA
Knipowitschia caucasica is the source of this 1629-nucleotide messenger RNA. The record is from the annotation of a GenBank genome assembly. Lineage: Eukaryota; Metazoa; Chordata; Actinopteri; Gobiiformes; Gobiidae.